AUGCACCCCACUCCGCGCACUCACUCUGUUCGCUCCUUCCCUUUCUCAAAGCUGGCUUCUCUUAUUCACUACUCGAGACUGAGCUCUCGCCCACAGCUCUGGACUAAGCUUCUGCCUAGACCUGUACCUAUCUCUGGCCGUACCGCAGCCGUUGCUAAGCGUCUUUUGAGCUCUACCACAAGAGCUACAGAGCCGCACUCUACCUCACGUGUACAACCAAGACCGAGGCCCGGACUUACCUUUGCUCGACCAGCUGUUCUGAGUAUUCAGAAAAGAUUCUGCCAGAGCGAAGUUACCAGUAGCUUCACAGACAUGGCGUCAGACCGAGACAUUCUCCCCGCGUGGGCCAAGCCCUCCCAUUACGCCAUCUCUCUUCACGACAUCGAGUUCGGCGGAAAGUUUGGCUACAAGGGUACUGUUGCCAUCAACACUAAGAUCACAAAAGACGAUGGCUUCUCUGAGUUGGUGCUCAAUGCCCAUCAGCUCAAGGUCCAUGCCGCAGAGCUGAAGGCUGGCGAUGCCACCAAGUCAGCCAAGGACAUAUCAUACGAUGAGAAGCGCCAGCGCGUCACACUCGACUUUGGUGAGAAGAUCAACUACUCGGGAGAGGUCACCCUGGAGGUCAGGUUCGAGGGCACCAUCAACAACAUUAUGGCUGGCUUCUACCGCUCCAAGUACACACCCAAGGGAGAAGUGCCAGCUUCGGUCGCCAAAGACGACGACUUCCAUUACAUGUACAGCACCCAGUUCGAAGCAUGCGACGCCCGUCGAGCCUUCCCCUGCUUCGACGAGCCCAACCUGAAGGCAACCUUCGACGUCGAGAUCGAGGCCCCAAAGGACCAAGUUGUUCUCAGCAACAUGCCAGAGAAGGAGACAAAGGAGAGCAAGCGCGAUGGCUUCCACACUGUUGUGUUCGAGACCACCCCCGUCAUGUCAACAUACCUGUUGGCUUGGGCUAUUGGUGACUUUGAGUACGUUGAGGCUUUCACCGAGCGCAAGUACAACGGCAAGAGUAUCCCCGUAAGGGUCUACACUACGCGAGGACUCAAGAAGCAGGGCGAGUUCGCGCUGGACAACUGUCAUAAAAUCGUCGACUACUUUUCGGAGGUUUUCCAGGUCGAUUACCCGCUUCCCAAGGUUGAUCUUUUGGCUGUUCACGAAUUUUCACACGGUGCCAUGGAGAACUGGGGUCUCAUCACCUACCGUACCACCGCCGUUCUUUUCGACCCCGAAACGUCGGCAGACAGCUACCGGAACAGGGUAGCAUACGUUGUGGCCCAUGAGCUUGCUCAUCAGUGGUUCGGUAACUUGGUCACCAUGGAUUGGUGGAACGAGCUUUGGCUCAACGAGGGCUUCGCCACAUGGGUUGGAUGGUUCGCCAUCGACCACCUGUACCCUGACUGGAAUGUUUGGGGACAAUUUGUUACUGAUUCCGUGCAACAAGCUUUCGCACUCGAUGCGCUACGCACCUCCCACCCCAUCGAAGUACCCGUCUACGAUGGCCUUGAAGUUGAUCAAAUCUUUGAUCAUAUCAGCUACUUGAAGGGCAGCUCUGUCAUUCGUAUGUUGAGCGCUCAUCUCGGCGAAAAGGUGUUCCUCCAGGGUGUAGCCGACUACCUGAAGGCUCAUCAAUACUCCAACGCCACUACCAACGACCUGUGGUCUGCUUUGAGCAAAGCAUCUGGUCAGGAUGUCAGCAGCUUCAUGGACUUCUGGGUUCGCAAGAUUGGAUUCCCGGUCGUCACUGUUGCCGAAGAGCCCGGCCAGAUUGGCAUCCGCCAACAGCGCUUCCUGCUCGCUGGUGAUGUCAAGCCUGAAGAAGACUCGACAGUGUGGUGGAUCCCAUUGGGACUGCACGCUGGCUCGUCUCCUUCUACUGCGUCUCUUCACGAGACAGGUGCUCUGACCCAAAAAGAGGAGACUAUCCGUAACGUGGAAGGUGACUUCUACCAGCUCAACAAGAACCUCACUGGAUUCUACAGGACAAACUACCCACCAGAGCGCCUUGUGAAGCUCGGUGAAGCCCGUCACGAGCUUACAGUGCAAGAUAAGAUUGGUGUGAUCGGCGAUGCCUACGCUAACUCUAUCGCUGGGUUCGGCUCCACUGCCGGUCUACUUGCAUUAGUAGAGAAGUUCCAAGAUGAGUCGGACUACUUGGUGUGGUCGCAAAUUUUGACCAACGUUGGCAAUGUCCGCAGUGUGCUUUCCAGCAACGAGGAUGUCAGCGAAGCUUUGAGGAAGUACCACCUCAAACUGGUCACACCUGCAGUUGAGAAGAUUGACUGGGAGUUCAAGGACGGUGAAGGUUUCCUUGUUGGCCAGCUUCGCGCGGCCCUUAUCCUGUCGGCCGGUCUGGUUGGCCACAAGGCCACUGUCGAUGAAGCUCUGAAGCGCUUCGACGCUUACACAUCUGGGAACGACAAGUCUGCUAUUCACCCCUCGCUCCGCCGCGCUGUAUUCGGCAUCGCUAUCAAGAACGGUGGCGAAUCUGCCUACAAGGCUGUCCAGAACGAAUACCUCUCGACAUCGUCGAUUGAUGGCAAAGAAAUUUGCUUGGUUACCAUGGGUCGCGUGCAGACACCUGAGCUUGCUCAGGACUUCUUGAAGUUCGUCUUCUCAAACAAGGUGGCCACCCAGGACAAGCACUCUGGUAUCAUUGCGCUGGCCAACAACUCAAAGGUCCGCCCCGAAGUGUGGAAGUACAUCCGUGACAAUUGGGAUCAGACCGUGUACCCUGCUUUGUCGGGCAACUUUGUCGUCCUUGAACGAUUCUUGCGUUUCGGUCUCAAUAAGUUUGCUGAUGAGAAGGUUGCUGACGAGAUUGCCGCUUUCUUCAAGAACAAGGACACCCGUGGCUAUGAUAAGGGUCUUGAGGUCAUCGACGACACUAUCAGGAGUUACGCCAAGUACGCGAAGAGAGACGAGGGUGUUGUCCGGGAGUGGCUGAAGGCCAACAACUACCUGUCGUGA
Messenger RNA from Ascochyta rabiei, 2970 nucleotides. RefSeq lists its product as uncharacterized. Gene Ontology annotation, biological process: peptide catabolic process; proteolysis. Lineage: Eukaryota; Fungi; Ascomycota; Dothideomycetes; Pleosporales; Didymellaceae. Bases 1 to 2970 code for a protein of 989 amino acids. Gene Ontology annotation, cellular component: cytoplasm. The transcript is spliced from 7 exons. The record is from RefSeq and is a predicted model, not a curated record. Gene Ontology annotation, molecular function: peptide binding; zinc ion binding; metalloaminopeptidase activity.